GUGGGGUGCGCACUUGUACAUGACGUUGGAGUUUGCAGCAACCUCGGAGCGGGAGGCUGUGCGCUCGCGUGCGGAGUAGCUGCGCGGCCAGGGAAGAUGUGUACCGAGGGGCGGCCGCUGCAGUGAGCCGGCGCGGGGACCGGAGCACCGCGGGCAGCCGGGGGGAGACAGGCCCGGAGCCGCGGGCCCCUUGAGCUCCUCCUCGGAGCAGGCCACCGGACCGAGAGGCGCGCUCCUGCCGGCCCCAGGAUGUAGGUGAUUAUUAGCCUUGGCGCUCCUGCAGGCUGACGGCUCACCAUGAAGAAGCACUCGGCCCGGGUGGCCCCGCUCAGCGCCUGCAACAGUCCAGUCCUUACCCUCACCAAAGUGGAAGGGGAGGAGCGCCCCCGGGAAUCCCAGAGCCCUGCAGAAGCCCAGGGGCCAGCUGGAGGGGAGUCUGGAGGGAGACCGAGUCCCCACUGCUGGAGAUGCUCGCAGGAGCAGCUAAAGAAGGUCGUCUGGGGAGUGGCAGUGGUAUUAUGCGUGUGUUCAUCCUGGGCCGGCUCCACGCAGCUCGCCAAGCUGACUUUCAAGAAAUUCGAUGCUCCUUUCACCCUGACUUGGUUCGCCACUAACUGGAACUUUUUGUUUUUCCCGCUGUACUACGUGGGGCAUAUCUGCAAGUCGGCAGAGAAGCAAUCUGUGAAGCAGAGAUACAGGGAAUGUUGUCGAUUUUUUGGAGACAAUGGCUUGACUUUGAAGGUUUUUUUUACCAAGGCAGCACCCUUUGGUGUACUUUGGACACUCACAAACUACCUGUAUUUACAUGCAAUAAAGAAAAUUAACACUACGGAUGUCUCCGUGUUGUUCUGCUGCAACAAAGCUUUUGUGUUCUUGCUCUCAUGGAUCGUUCUCAGGGACAGGUUCAUGGGAGUGAGGAUUGUGGCUGCUAUCCUUGCCAUUGCUGGGAUUGUGAUGAUGACCUAUGCAGAUGGUUUUCACAGUCACUCUGUCAUUGGCAUAGCACUGGUGGUGGGCUCUGCAUCCAUGUCUGCCCUCUACAAGGUUCUGUUCAAGCUGCUCCUGGGCAGUGCUAAGUUUGGAGAAGCCGCCUUAUUUUUGUCUAUUUUGGGUGUAUUUAACAUCCUCUUCAUCACCUGUAUUCCUGUCAUCCUCUACUUUACCAAAGUGGAAUAUUGGAGCUCUUUUGAAGACAUUCCAUGGGGAAACCUUUGUGGAUUUUCAAUCCUCUUAUUGACAUUCAAUAUUGUAUUAAACUUUGGAAUUGCUGUUACAUAUCCUACUCUGAUGUCUCUUGGAAUUGUCCUCAGUGUACCUGUAAACGCAGUUGUAGAUCACUACACCAGUAAAAUUGUCUUCAAUGGGGUCCGAGUCAUCGCCAUUGUCAUAAUCGGCCUGGGCUUUCUCCUCUUGCUCUUGCCUGAGGAGUGGGAUGUCUGGUUGAUUAAGCUCCUCACCCGCCUCAAGGUGAGGAAGAAGGAGGAGACGAUUGAAGGCGGAGCAGACGUGGGCUCUGGACCUCAGAACAAGAACAGAAGAGGCCGACCUUCCUUUGCCCGCUGAGGGCCUAGAACUCUGUGGUGAACACUCAUGAUCAAAGAUUUAGAGGUCUAUUCCUGCCAGGGGAAACCUCAGUUCGGUAAGGUGUUCAUACUUGUACAGUUCUGGUAACCCGCGGUAAGUUACACGGUAUUUAUUGGCAUGUCCAACUGCUUGCACUUUUUCUACUACAGCCACUUAAGGGUACCAAUUCCAACUGAAAGAAGAGAAGAAGAACCUCUCAGCUCUUUGCAAAUGAAUGUAAAUCAGGUGAAAAUGAUCCUUGCAGAGAUUGUUUGAGGGUGACAGACAUUCUUGACAAGGCGAGGCAAAUGUUUGGAAUCUUAGCAACUGAAAAUUACAUUGCACACUGUGAUUAUUUUUCAGCUAUGAUAGGCCAUAUUUUGUUUUAGACCAGAGCUGUACUCUUAAUUUUAUGGAAUUUUACUGAACCAAAAGAUAACUGGGUUAAUUUGGAAAGUGAAUGGCUGAUAUGUGAAGAGAAGAAAUAGAUAGAAAUAAUGGACAUCAAAAACCAUCUGCUAUGACUAAUCUGGGGGCUGAUCAUUGAUUGGAAGAGGAUAGGCCUGCGCCAGGUACAGAGAAAAAAGAUAAGGCAAGCCCCAGUUUGCUCUUACAUGUUUUUCUGUGUACGAUCAUGCAAGAGAAAUUACAGUGCCUUCUACAGAUUUUUGUCUUUAUCUAUGUGAAGCUAGGUGACAUUGUAAGUCACUGGCGCCGUCUUAUAAUUUAGAUGUAGAAAUAUUUAGAAAAAAUAAAAUUAUAUGUGUGUAUGUACAAAAAAUGACAAGGCUGAUGACCAGUGUAACAGAACAUGGUUGGUGAUAUGCAAUGUUGCAUAGAAGGUAAACUACACAGAAGAUGAAUGCUGGUUGCUUUUACUUCCUGACUAAGAAGGGGAAGUGAUUUAAUGAACCUGCAAACCUUUUUAUGAAACUUUUAAAGCAAUGGGCUGUUUACUUAUACACUUUAGGUCUGCCAGAAAAUUCUAUCUGUGAUAGAUCUGUAAAGAGGGACAAGGCGGGUAGAGUUUACUAUUUUUGAAGUUUACAUUGUUACAUAAGAAAUGGAAACAUUAUUUUGAAAUGUCAUAACACAAGGGUUCACUCUGUAACCGUGGAGUCUUUUGUUUCAUAGGGCAAAGAGGCACUCAUGACCUGAACUUUUUAGCAAAUUGUUCUGUUUCCAUUACCUGUUUGCCCAAACAGAUUAAUAAACAAUGUUAAAAAGCAA
Molecule: messenger RNA, 2793 nt
Organism: Suncus etruscus (white-toothed pygmy shrew)
Lineage: Eukaryota; Metazoa; Chordata; Mammalia; Eulipotyphla; Soricidae
Gene: SLC35F3
Product: solute carrier family 35 member F3
Exons: 7
Coding region: 298-1563 (421 amino acids)
Biological process (GO): thiamine transport
Cellular component (GO): membrane
Source: RefSeq, a predicted model, not a curated record